Electrophorus electricus (electric eel) is the source of this 3177-nucleotide messenger RNA. RefSeq names its product fizzy/cell division cycle 20 related 1b (gene fzr1b). Gene Ontology annotation, cellular component: anaphase-promoting complex. Gene Ontology annotation, biological process: positive regulation of anaphase-promoting complex-dependent catabolic process; anaphase-promoting complex-dependent catabolic process; positive regulation of ubiquitin protein ligase activity. The record is from RefSeq and is a predicted model, not a curated record. Lineage: Eukaryota; Metazoa; Chordata; Actinopteri; Gymnotiformes; Gymnotidae. Gene Ontology annotation, molecular function: anaphase-promoting complex binding; protein binding; ubiquitin ligase activator activity.
UUAUUUUUAUUUUCAUCGCAGCUGAUUUCGUCGCCAUCUUGAUAUAAACGUAAACAUUGGAUCACUUUAGCUCCGACUAUUGGGCGAGUAAAGCUACAUAUCUAGAAGAAUUCAUUAAAAGGGAGGACUAUUGUUUCCCGGUCUUAUCAUCACAUGUGUCUUGAAGAUUUUUACACUGGCAUGACUUUAAAAUCGGGUAACUUUACCCAAAAUAAACGGUAAUAUAAGUGUGUUUCAUGAACAGCAAAACAGGUAACGUUAGCCAGCUAACCCUAACUUGCUAUCUGUUUUUGUCAAUCGUUGCUACCUGUCUUGAACACAUAAUGUUACGUUUUACAGCUGACAGUGAACGGACAACUACACGGAGAUGUUAUGGAUGGAUAGCUAACUAGCUAGCAAGGUGACGGCAGACUAGCUGGCGAUUGUUAACGCUAGUUUUGCUGCUGAUAUGGAUAAGAUUCCCAGUUAGCUUCCAUGGCAACUCCAUAUAUUCCUUCUGGGUAGAUCAAACUAUGGUUUGACUUGUACAGCAUCAUAGGUUAAGAUUAGCAAGCCAGGUAGUUAGGUUAGCAAGUUGGUUAAUGUGUUCGGUCUGUCAUUUGGAAUUUGACCAGAUAGCUAGCUAGCUUGCCAGUUUUGUCAUGGGUUCAGAACUGCUUUAGUUUUUCUUUUAACUUUUUCUUUCAACUCUCUAAACAGUCCAAAGGCUGACAUAGGUUUCUAACUAUUGUUAACGUUAGACAUGCCGUCAACCUAGCUAGCGGUGGUUAGGUGAAUGAUUUGCUGUAUCUAACCCCUCUAGCGUUAUUGUUCCCCAAGGCAGAUAUCUAGAGUGUAGGCUACGUUUAGACUAGCUAUAUGCUACUGUUAAUUGCUUCAUUAUUAUUGAAACUGACCAAACCGUUUGUAGAUUUCGAUACAACCAAUAGACAUACUUAUGCUACCUUUUAUUUUUAUCUUUGGAAUGAUGCUUAACGCUCAAUAUGUCUAGAGUGAUAAGUGGUGUGUUCAGUAGACUGUAUACAAGUACACCGGAACUAUCAGCGGAAGCAAAACGUUACACCAAAACCAGUACAAUUAGACAACAGCAGCGUCUUAAAAAAUAGCCUGAAGUGCGUCUUGCACUUUGAGUGAUUUGUGGGACUAUUGAGAACCAUUACUGAAUUCAUUAAGCCUCAUUGUAGCCCAGGGAUGGGCAACUUUUGGGGAGGUGCGUGUGGAGACUGAGGCUGACAGGGACAGCCAGAGCAUUGGCUUUGUGGGACAAUGGACCAGGAGUACGAAAGGCGCCUUCUUAGGCAGAUCAAUCACCAGAACGUGCCCGAGGACCACCUGACAAAGUCAGGAUAUGCUACCUGCAGUCCGGUCACUGUUAAGUCAGGGGACAGAUUCAUACCCACUCGCGCUGGAAGCAACUGGAGCAUCAACUUCCAUUAUGCCAAUGAAAACUGCUGGUCACCCAACCAGAAUCAGCGGUCAAAGGAUGCAAGUGCAGAUACUGGAAAGGACGCAGUGGCCUAUGCAGCUCUGCUGCGAAAUGAACUGCUGGGAGCGGGCAUCGAGACAGUGCCCGACCCUCACACAGAGGACCGAAGGCAAGCCAUCCUCACCCAAGACACACACAGCCUAUUCAGGUACACCAUUCACACAAAGAGAGUGCCUUUCGACAGUGGCAAUGAGGUCUCCCCAUAUUCCCUCUCUCCUCUAAGCAACAAAAGUCACAAGCUGCUGCGAUCACCACGAAAGCCAGCACGAAAGAUCUCCAAAAUUCCUUUCAAGGUGCUGGAUGCACCAGAGCUGCAGGAUGACUUCUACCUUAACCUGGUAGAUUGGUCUGCUGGAAACCUGCUGAGUGUUGGUCUUGGGGCCUGUGUUUAUCUGUGGAGCGCCUGUACCAGCCAGGUGACGAGGCUUUGUGAUUUAUCAGUAGAUGGAGACUCCGUGACCUCAGUCUGCUGGAAUGAGAGGGGGAGUUUGGUUGCUGUCGGAACCCAUAAAGGCUUUGUGCAGAUUUGGGAUGCAGCUGGAGGGAGAAAGUUGACCAGCAUGGAGGGCCACUCGGCCCGUGUUGGGGCACUUGCGUGGAAUGGGGACCAGCUGUCCUCAGGCAGCCGGGACAGGGUGAUCCUGCAGCGGGAUGUGCGUACAGCGCCCCCUGCUGAGAGGAGGCUCCAGGGCCACCGGCAGGAGGUGUGCGGCUUGAAGUGGUCACCUGACCACCAGCACCUUGCCUCUGGAGGGAACGAUAACAAGCUGCUGGUGUGGAAUAGUUCCAGCCUGCUGCCUGUGCAGCAAUACAGCGAGCACCUGGCAGCAGUGAAGGCCAUCGCCUGGUCACCGCACCAGCACGGCCUGCUGGCAUCUGGAGGGGGUACGGCUGACCGCUGUCUGCGCUUCUGGAACACGCUCACGGGCCAAGCCCUCCAGAGCACUGACACAGGCUCGCAGGUCUGCAACCUGGCCUGGUCCAAACACGCAAAUGAACUGGUCAGCACGCACGGCUACUCACAGAAUCAGAUCCUGGUGUGGAAAUACCCUUCGCUAACGCAGGUGGCCAAACUGACCGGGCACUCCUAUCGGGUACUGUACUUGGCUGUAUCGCCCGACGGUGAGGCUAUAGUGACAGGAGCAGGAGACGAAACGCUGAGGUUCUGGAACGUCUUCAGCAAAACACGCUGCACUAAGGAAUCCAAAUCGGUGUUGAACCUGUUCACUCGGAUACGGUAAUGACGGUGGACACCAGAGAACAAGGCUGUUUGACUUGUCCAUGCACCAGAAAGAACACACUUAGUAUAGAAAGACCCAACAUUUCUGACUUCUGACUUCACCCCAUUUUUUCAUGCUGGGGAUUUGGUCUCUCUCCACACCUUCCAAAACAUUGUCUUUCAUUUAAAAACCACACCCGACAAAUGGGUUCCUGUUAAAUUAAUGUUCCAUAUUUCUUAUUGUAUAAUGUGGAAGUCCAAAAGGACGUUGUGUUUAUAUAUGUAAAGAUAAAUGGUUUAACUAUAAGCUUUAUGGUUUAACUAUGUCUGUUAUAAUGGUCCUUGAUUAUAAGGCUAUUAUGCAAUGGCCCAUUCUGAUAUUUUCAAUAUUUUGUAAGUGCAUAUGAAAGAGAUCAUGUUCUCAGACAGAUAACCAUAUGAAAUAAACACACUACUGCAGUAUCCCUGCUAA